UGCAGCUUAGACAUUUUCUUUAUUAUAAAUGUUAGAUGUCUUUACAUUGCUGUAGUUGUAGUUCAUUGUUUUUGGUAUUAGCAUCAAGACUCGGUGUCCAUCAGUUGUGUUUAGUAAGCAGGCUAAUAAAUACAAAGGAGUAUUGUGAUGACUACAGACAGACUGUAGAUUUCCCCUCUAACACCUGUAAUGACUGAACUUUGAUGUGAUGUGUUUGUGUCUCUUCUCCUCCGUCUGCUCUCACAGGGAGAAGAUGAUCUGCAGCAUCCUGCCUCUCAUCAGCCUGACCUGCUGUGUCUGUGGAUCAUUUGUAGAGAAUGUGACACAGACCUCCUAUCAGGCAGAGGAGAACCACAACAUCACACUGGAGUGGAUGUUCACAACCAGAACCGACAGUUCCCCCAACUCACUUUUUAUCUACUGUGAACUGUCAGCUGAUCUCAGACCCUUAGUCCUGUUUCGUUUCCAGGAAGGUGUUGAGGUCCCAGAGUCUCAGGAUGAACAGUUUGCAGGACGAGUCCGGUGUGACGAAGACGUCCUCAGAGAAGGACGACUCAGACUUCACGUGUCCAGACUCAGGACCGAUGACUCGGGUCUGUACUGGUGUGACGUGCUCACAGGUUAUGGGAGGUACUCCGGGAAAUGCUGGCUCAAUGUCACUGGUGAGUUGACAGCAGCUCCUGAUGAGCCCAGACCUCAGAGACCAACAGUGAGUCCACAACCAGAGAGUCAGGGAAGGAUCGGCCUCUACGUUGGACUGGGACUGGGACUGGGACUGACAGCAGCAGCUCUCUGUGCUGGACUCUGCUUUGCCUUCAGACAUUAUUUUACUAAAUCUACUGAUAAGAAAGGAAACAUCUGUGCAGUCGUAAUGAGUUCCUCAGAGAAACAACCCAUCAGGACUAACAGGACUCUGUCUGGAGGACCCCCUUUGAAUGAGUCCUCAGAGUAUACAGUAGUCAGAACACAAGAGACUCAAGACUAUAUGAAAUGA
Messenger RNA from Sebastes umbrosus (honeycomb rockfish), 994 nucleotides. RefSeq lists its product as uncharacterized. Gene Ontology annotation, cellular component: external side of plasma membrane. Lineage: Eukaryota; Metazoa; Chordata; Actinopteri; Perciformes; Sebastidae. The record is from RefSeq and is a predicted model, not a curated record. The transcript has 2 exons. Gene Ontology annotation, biological process: cellular response to lipopolysaccharide; negative regulation of T cell proliferation; T cell costimulation. The coding region runs from base 209 to 994 and encodes 261 amino acids.